AUGGCACAAGAUGGGACCGCGGCCAAAAGCCCGGAGCUCAGCGCGGGCUCUGUGCGAUGUCUAGCUGCUGCUGCGCUCCGGCCAGAAGAAGCAGCAGGCGCCGCCGGCGCGGCAGGUGGGCCCAUCCGGGUUCAGGUGCUCUGUCGGAAGCCAGCCCGCGAGGGAAGCAAGGAUCGGCGCACCGCUCUACGCAUCUCGGACGGCUGCCACCACAUCCUUGCGCUGUUGGCCGAAGACAUCAAGGAUCCACAAGAGGGAAGCGUUAUUGAGCUGCUGGAGUGGUCCUGCGGGAUGCACGAGGGCCUGCAGGCAGUCUUUGUGGAGGACUGGGAUCAGACCUCGACCGAGUGCUUGGGAAUCUUAGGGCAGCCGGUGGCGGUCCCGCUGGAAGUUCCACCCAGCGCCCCACAAACCAGUGCCUUUGAGGCUCCGAUGGCACCGGCCGCCAAGUGCCAGCCCUUGUGUGAGAAACCGAGACCGGUUGCCAGCCCCAUGCGAAGCCAGAGCCAAGCCAGUUUCCAUCCGGACACCAAGUCUUUGGCAUCCCCGCACGCAGUGGCCGCCAUGAUGCCUGCCUCUGCAUCCUUACCAGUCGUGCCGAUUGCAGAGCUCAGUUCCUUCAUGCAGCGUUGCAGAGUGAUGGUUCGUGUGCUGAGUAAAUCGGAGAUGAAGACGUUCAACAACGCGAGAGGGCCAGGCAAGCUAUUCUCUGUGGAUCUCAUGGAUGCAGCGGGCGAGUGUGUCCGUGCAGCCUGUUUCAAUGCAGCUGCAGACAAGUACUUCGGCAUGUUGCAGAUCAAGAAGACCUAUGACAUCAAUGGCGCAUCAGUCAAGCCUGGAAAUCCGCGGUGGUGCCGGUACCCCUUCGAGCUCACGAUCGAGGACCGUGGGACGUCCGUCGUGGCUUUGCCAGAAGACGGUUCCAUACCACCGAUGCCAUACAAGUUUGUCCCACUUGCAAGCUUGGGAACGUCUCCGGCGGGCAGCUCUUGCGAUGUGAUGGGUGUGGUGCACUCCGUGGAGGAGCCGGUCAGCAUCGCGACUCGCAACCAGGGGCCGCGCCAGAGGCGACAGUUUCUGAUCGUUGAUAGCUCGCAGGCUUCAGUGAGCGUGAGCCUCUGGGGAGAGAAGGCUGACAUUCAAUUCGGAGUGGGCUCGGUGAUCUUCAUCCGGAAUGCUAAAGUCAGUGACUUCUCUGGCCGCAGCCUGGACCUCAACGCCGGAAGUUUCCUGGAGGCCAACCCAGAUGACAAGCGCGCCUUUCAGCUCAAGGCGUGGUACCAAGGCGGUGGCAAGAACGAGCCAGUGCGAUUCACGCUGACGACAGGCCAGUCCUCGACCAGAGGCCGCAAGAGAAGCCUUGCGGAGAUGCAGCAGGAAGACGGACUGCUACGCUUGCAGAGCGAUGGAAGCGAGAAGGCCCACACGGUCCACUACCACCGGGUCUCGCCCGUGACCGUCACAGCAGUUCGAAAUGAACGUGCUCCUUUCUAUUGGGGCUGCACGCAGGAAGUGAUAGGGAUGGAAUCGAAGCCUCGCAUGUGCAACAAGAAGGUUGAGAAUGGCCAGUGUGCCGGCGGCCACAUCUGUCCUGAGCCGGCUGCCCGCUUCAAUCUGAACCUCACCUUGUCGGAUGCGACCUCUUCAGUGCGCUGCCGGGCCUUCGGUGAGCCUGCAGAGGCCCUUGCGGAUGUUCCUGCCUCGGAGUUUGCCGUCUUGGAGAACGAGCGCUUGACGGGUAGCAUCCACGCGGAGAAAGCCUACAUGCGGAUUUUCUCCAACAUGCUCCGCCGAUGGUCUCUCACACUUAAGUGCAGGAAGGAGUGCUUUGAGGGUCGCGAGCGGGUUCAGAUCUCGGUGGAGAAUUGCUCCCCUGUAGACUUCGUGUCGGAGGGCAAGGAAAUGGCUGCAGCAGUGCGUCAUGCCCUGGGCAUAAAAGAAAGUGAGAGCAUGCGUACCCCCCAAAUGUUGAUUGAAAGGAGCCGGGGGGCGGAAGGUACAGUAGUAGUGAAUGCUCGUGUCUGA
This is a messenger RNA of Symbiodinium necroappetens, 2025 nucleotides long. NCBI's taxonomy places the organism in Eukaryota, Dinophyceae, Suessiales, Symbiodiniaceae. The record is from the annotation of a GenBank genome assembly.